Baudoinia panamericana UAMH 10762 is the source of this 2271-nucleotide messenger RNA. RefSeq lists its product as uncharacterized. The record is from RefSeq and is a predicted model, not a curated record. Lineage: Eukaryota; Fungi; Ascomycota; Dothideomycetes; Mycosphaerellales; Teratosphaeriaceae. Bases 1 to 2271 code for a protein of 756 amino acids. The transcript is spliced from 5 exons.
AUGGACUUCAACGCGCCGCCGCCACGUUCCAGCAAAGUGCCCAAAGCUCUAGCCAGCAUGCGCAAGGUCAUGGAGGAUGAAAAGGCGAUGGCAGAGAUCAAGGAGUUGAGUACCGGACUGUUGUUCUAUGACCCGGCAGGUCCUUCGACACGCAAGAGGCGUGAGACCGCUCGUGUCAUCUUCGAAGGCUACUGCGAGCAAGUGUUAGGAAGAGACGGACUUGCACCAACCGAGAUGUACAAUAAGGAGACGAUUAUCGAGCGCACCUACGAAACCAUCAUGUUGUUGGCGGUCACAGCUGAAGGCAAGAUUGGCGCCAAGCCAAAAGCAGGCGUUCUGUACCAAUACAAAGAAGCGUUGUACUGCAUUUUCGUCCAGUGGCAUAACAUGGCCAACGCCGCCGUGCACAAGGCUGCUAUUACGCAUGGCUUCGAGACAGAGUGGCGUGAGAAGACAAAGCUCACCGUCGAGGAACUGGAGCUGUUCUGGAAUCAAAUCUCGAAGUUCACCACAGGUCGAGAGAACUGGAAGCAACAUUACACCAUCUGGAUCCUUGUGUUCAUGACUGCUGUUCGACCUGGUAGCCUGACUGUCUGCUACGGAUACGAGAAAGGCACACUUCUUGCAGUCGGUGGAAACGUAACGAGAGAGUCCGAUGAGACGCUCCGCUGGUCUGAUAUUGAGUUUUUCCGCGCACCGGGCGGCCUUGGCCUUAAGAUCAUGUUCAGAUACCUCAAAGGAUACCGAGACCCGCAGAGGAAGAAGCAGAUGGUCUCUGGCAAGCGCACAUUCACCUUCCUGCCCAUCAACAGCAGUCGCUACUUUCUCGAUCUCACACUGCUACUGACAGGUCUCGCCUUCUCUCGCGGGCUGUUCAAGUACGAAAGCCUGGAAGCAUUGUACGGUGGCCAAGAGAAAGUACUGGAGCUAGAUGAAGAGGUGAAGAAGCAAGCCGUAUUCGUCGCGUCUGGCCAAGACACCAAGCUACAGGUUGACAAGGCGCUACACGAGAGCGGACUCAAUCCCAAAUUGCAGGAGAUGUGCGAAGCAGUUGGACUGUUUCAGAGGAAUACGAUGUACUCUCUGCGUCGCACUGCAAUUACCGAAGUGAGGCGCAAGCAUGGCACAGAGAUGGCACAGGAGCUCGCGGUCCACAUUCCUGGCGGCAAAAGUCUCUACGCUUACGACGACGAGACACUCCAGGACAUCGAUCUUGCCAAUGACCGACUCAACCUACAAACGAUGACCCGAGCUGAGAUUCGCCGUAUGUUUUCUCAGAGCAACAUGGCCCGGGUGAAGUUUGAUGACAGCAUCAUGCUGACUGGACCCUCAGCCCAGUCUUUGCAAGAGAGCUUGAGGGCAGAAAGCAUCCGUCGGGCUCGAGCUGAUCCGCAAUACGAAGCCGCGGAGGACGCUGUCCGCCAGCACUGCGCCCAAAUUACACAGCUGCUUGGAACGCUUGGUGUCGAUACCGCCCUUUUCACAACCGAACAACUCUACAAGGAUCACCUCCGUGAGUAUGAAGCUGUGAAUGCUGAGUGCGGCCCUCUCAUUGCUGGCCUGGAGAAACUUCAAUCGACCCGUUUGCUCCUCCUCCGCCAGUUGAAGGAAAGGCAUCGAGCCGAUAUUAAGAAGGAAAUGCUCGAGCACGCGAAGAAGGCCCAGAAAGUCGCAGCAACUGCCGGCAAGACUGGUGCCCGUGGGCGCACGGAAGCGGAACCGCUUAGCGAGAAGAUUGCCAGCAUCGAAGACCCUACGCAACAAGCUGAGAGAGCAGUCGUUGCUGUUGAAAGUCUCACUGAUCCUGCCGCCAACGAGGAAGAAGACAAUGAAGGCCUCGAGUCUGACGACGAGCGGAUGGAUCACACACAUGGUGAGCCCAUGCAGUGGGAGAACCUUCCGGACGCACUCACUGUCGUUGUCGAGCCGGAUGAGGGCGAAUCUCCUCCGACUGCAGAGGGCCGCUUCCGCUUCGUCAAAGCAUUCCUUGAGAUGCAGUCCGCGCAGACAUCGGGCUUGACUUGCUUGCCGUGUAAGCUGGACGAAACCGUACCGUACGAGAUGAAGACGAAGACAUACACUCGCAGCAAGCUCGACACCCAUCUGAAGUCGGGCUACCAUAUGAGGGCCACGCAGCUGCAGAGAGCUUGGGUGAUUGACUACGGUAAAGGCAAGUCUAAGGGCGAGUGCCCGUUGUGCGGUAAAAUGUGCACAGCUGCGAAUUGGAUCAAACAUGUUGAUGAAAACCACGAUGAGCAAUUUGCAGAUUGA